UAUCAGGUUUCGGUGUUACAGAUACCUCCCACCGGUCCUUAAUUCUUGAAUAAACUAGCGUACUCAUAUCAUUUCACGCAAAACAAUUCACCCACCCUUUUAUCCUUGAUACGUUUCACAUCAGGAUUUGCUCUAGACCGCACUUUAUUUCAUAACUAUCUGACCUUUAAUAAUCAAGAAUUGAAUCACUUCGACAGUGCUUUUGCGAGAUUAGUGUGCGUACUUCAAUUGUUUUGUAGUUUCCGAAUCUGAACAGUUAAAAAAUGAUGAUUGUGCUUCUGCUGGGUCUAUGUAUCGGACAUGCUCUGGGUUUGGAAUUAUUAAACCAAUGGAAUUUCCUGAAUUACGAUUUUCCCCCAGAUUAUGAUAUCAGUGACUUCAGACCUGAAAACACAGUAUUCACGGGGAUCGAGAUAACUGAUGAUAGAAUCUUCAUCGCGACGCCAAGGCUUCGAGCUGGUGUUCCUGCAACCUUCAGCAGUUUUCACAGGAAUUCCCAUACAGGUUCAAGUCCCAUUCUCCAGGCUUACCCUGACUGGUCGUUCCAUGCUGCCGGUCGAGGCGAUUUCAAUUGUUCAGGACUCAUUUCAGUCUAUAGAGCCAAAAUAGAUUCGUGUAAUAGAUUGUGGGUUCUCGAUUCCGGUUUGGACACAUCGAUUGACAACUUCAGAACGGCAUGUCCACCGAAGAUAUUGAUAUUCGAUCUGAGAUCGAACCAAAUAGUUCGUACUAUUAUCAUUCCCGAAGAAGUCCUGAGACCAGUCUCCGCCCUGACUAACUUGAUCUUGGAUGAGAGCGUCCAAGGAAAAUGUGAUGCAGCAUUCAUUUAUAUCAGCGAUACUGUUGCAGCAGGAUUGAUAGUUUAUGAUGGAGCAAGGGAUAGAUCAUGGAGAUUUUCCGACCCCUCCAUGUUUCCUAACCCUGACUACUCAAAAAUAAGCAUCGUUGGAGAGCAGUUUUCGCUGAUGGAUGGAAUAAUUGGUCUUGCACAUUCCCCAAAGCUUGCAAUACUUUUCUACCAACCUUUGGCUACCGACAGGAUAUUCAGCAUCCCAACUGCCACUUUGACCAAAGGGCCUCCAGGCGAGUUUGAAGAGUUACCCAUAUCAGUAGCUGGAAGAAAAUCCUCCCAAGGCAUGCCUCUAGCUAUGAAUGAGGAUGACAAUACCCUUUACUUCAGUCCUAUGACUGAAACUUCAGUGGCUUCUUGGAAUAUCGUUUCAAAUCAACAGAAAAUUCUAGCAAAUGAUCCAGUGAACCUCCAGUUCGUGCCAGAUAUCAGAUGGAAAGAAGAUGGAAGCAUCUACAUACUGAGUUCAAGAUUCCAUAAGUUUUACAGAAGGACCGUGACUCCGAAAGAAAUCAAUUUACGUAUUCUAAAAGUAACCCCUCAAAGAUAUAUAUUUGAAAAUAUUAACAACUUUUACUAUUGAUAAUCCAAAUUGACGUGGAUUUCCAAUUUCUGCAAAAUAUAAGUAUUUUUUUUUGAGUGAUGAGAAACUCUUCAUCACUUAUAAUUGAUAUGAUGGAAAAAAUUCAUUAAAAUUGUUCUCUGCAUAUCAGGAUUGCAAAUUCAACCUGAUUAAAUAACCUAACAUUCAACAAACUUCAUUACAAACAAAGUAUACCUCAAGAAUUGAAGGGAUUGUUACAACGUUAAAUCAACUUCCUCAUUGUAUAGUUAGUUAUUGUAUAGUCAUUCAAAAUUGUAAAUAAAAAAUAUGAUGUUGGAGCGUCAAAGUCACUUUAAUACAAUACUGAAAAUU
Messenger RNA from Leptinotarsa decemlineata (Colorado potato beetle), 1766 nucleotides. RefSeq names its product dopaminechrome tautomerase. NCBI's taxonomy places the organism in Eukaryota, Metazoa, Arthropoda, Insecta, Coleoptera, Chrysomelidae. Gene Ontology annotation, cellular component: extracellular region. The record is from RefSeq and is a predicted model, not a curated record.